Tetrapisispora phaffii CBS 4417 is the source of this 1887-nucleotide messenger RNA. RefSeq names its product DEAD-box ATP-dependent RNA helicase DED1 (gene DED1). Gene Ontology annotation, cellular component: nucleus. Bases 1 to 1887 code for a protein of 628 amino acids. The record is from RefSeq and is a predicted model, not a curated record. The transcript has a single exon. Gene Ontology annotation, molecular function: RNA helicase activity; RNA binding; ATP binding. NCBI's taxonomy places the organism in Eukaryota, Fungi, Ascomycota, Saccharomycetes, Saccharomycetales, Saccharomycetaceae.
AUGUCUGAUUUGGAAAAACAAGUUCAGAAUUUAAAUAUUAACGAAGGUGAAAAUGAUAGCAAUCAGAAUGCAUCUUCUUAUGUUCCACCACAUUUAAGAAAUAAGAGAGGAGGGCAAUCUCGUUCUUUUAACGACCGCAGCAACGCUGGCCAAAGCAGCAGAUUCAGCAACAAUGGAGGCUUCUCAAGAGGUAAUGGUGGCGUCGGCAACAACAGAGGCUCCAGAGGUGGCUUCUACGGUAACGGCGGUGGCAGAUCCAACGAUUCCAGAUUCAACGGUGGCCAUCCUGGUAGAGGUAGAUGGGUCAACGGCGAACACGUUCCAGGUACUAAGAAUGAAAAUUUAGAAAUUCAGUUAUUCGGUGUCGCCGAAGAUCCAUCGUUCCAAUCUUCCGGUAUCAACUUCGAUAGUUACGAUGAUAUUCCAGUCGAGGCUUCGGGUACUGAUGUGCCAGAGGCCAUCACAGAAUUCACUUCUCCACCUUUGGACUCUUUAUUAUUGGAAAACAUCCAUUUGGCCCGUUUCACCAAGCCAACUCCGGUUCAAAAGUACUCUGUUCCAAUCGUCGCUCAAGGCAGAGAUUUAAUGGCUUGUGCUCAAACUGGUUCAGGUAAGACUGGUGGUUUCUUAUUCCCUGUCUUGUCGCAAUCCUUCAAGAAUGGUCCAGCUCCAGUUCCAGAAGACUUGAAGAGAUCCUUCCUAAGAAAGGGUAACCCAACUGCUCUAGUCUUAGCCCCAACAAGAGAAUUAGCUACCCAAAUUUACGAUGAAGCCAAGAAGUUCACUUACCGUUCAUGGGUCAGACCAGUAGUUAUCUACGGUGGUUCCGACGUCGGUACUCAGAUCAGAGAAUUAGAACGUGGUUGUGAUUUGUUGGUUGCCACCCCAGGUCGUUUGAAUGAUUUAUUAGAAAGAGGAAGAGUCUCCUUGGCUAACGUCAAGUACUUGGUUUUAGAUGAAGCUGAUAGAAUGUUGGAUAUGGGUUUCGAACCACAAAUCAGACACAUUGUCGAUGGUUGUGAUAUGCCAGACGCUAACAACAGACAGACUUUAAUGUUCUCGGCCACCUUCCCAGAUGACAUUCAACAUUUAGCAAGAGAUUUCUUAAACGACUACAUUUUCUUGUCUGUCGGUAGAGUCGGUUCUACUUCUGAAAACAUUACACAAAGAAUCUUAUACGUCGAAGAUAUGGACAAGAAAUCUGCUUUAUUAGAUUUAUUGGCUGCUGAAAACGAUGGUUUGACUUUAAUUUUUGUCGAAACUAAGAGAAUGGCCGAUGAGUUGACCGAUUUCUUGAUCAUGCAAGAUUUCAUGGCCACUGCUAUUCACGGUGACCGUACUCAAAUUGAAAGAGAACGUGCUCUAGCAGCUUUCAAGGGUGGUAGAGCCAAUGUCUUAGUCGCCACCGCUGUCGCCGCUAGAGGUUUAGAUAUUCCAAACGUUACUCACGUUAUCAACUACGACUUGCCAACUGAUAUCGAUGACUACGUCCAUAGAAUUGGUAGAACUGGUAGAGCUGGUAACACCGGUGUUGCUACUUCUUUCUUCAACAGAGGUAACAGAAACGUUGUUAAGGGUUUGAACGAUUUAUUAAUCGAAGCUAACCAAGAAGUCCCUGAUUUCGUUACUGAUGUUUUAAGAGAAUCUGGUAGAUCAGGUAAAUCCAGUGGUUACUCUAGCCGUAACAACAGUAGUAGAGAUUUCCGUAAAUCUGGUUCCAACACCGGCGGUUGGGGUAACAAUUCCAGAAGCAGCAGCAGCAGAGGUGGCUGGGGCGCUUCUAAGCCUGCAAGUGGCGGUUGGGGAGAAAGUAGAUCUUCUUCCAACGGCGGCUGGGGCAAUUCCGGUACCUCCGGUUCCUCCGCUAACAAGAGCUCCUGGUGGUAG